UUAGAAUAUAAUUUAAUUAAUUUAAUUAAUUAUAUUAUUAAUUAUGUUUCAUACCUUUUAAGAUGGAUUACUGUAUUAAUUCUACUCUUUGUGACCAUUUGAGAAAAACAUCACGGCAUCCAAUUUUCAUGACUCUUGGAAAUAUUCCCUUAGCACGUCACAACAAAAUUGAUGCUAAAAUUUUACUUGGUUAUAUACCAAAUCUUGAAUCUUACAAUGUAUCUGAAAAACAAUCAACCAAGUUUCGUAUAGCAAUACGCAAACUUUUUCAUCAUGCUCUUGCAACUUUAUUAAAACCUUUGAAAAUUAUAAGCAAUACUGGUAUUCAUCUGUAUGUCAAUGAUAGUAUCAGAUGGUUUUAUCCAUUACUAGCACUUAUAAUUUCAGAUUGACCUGAAGCUUGUACAAUGUGUAAUGUCUAUGGGACAUCAAAUUCUUUACAUCCAUGUCAUUUUUGCCUCGUAGACCAUAAUGCAAUGAAUGAUGUAUAUUAACGAAGAAAACAUUAAAAUUCGUAAUGAAAAUGAUACUAAAGAUGCUUUGCGCCAUGGUAAUGGUAAGCAAAUCUCAGUAUAUAAUAUAAGAAGUGCUUUAUGGAAACAACCGUGAGUAACUCAAUUUUGAAAUUAACUUUGGUUUAAACUUUGGAUAAUAAAA
Messenger RNA from Rhizophagus irregularis DAOM 181602=DAOM 197198, 657 nucleotides. The record is from RefSeq and is a predicted model, not a curated record. NCBI's taxonomy places the organism in Eukaryota, Fungi, Glomeromycota, Glomeromycetes, Glomerales, Glomeraceae.